CUUCCUUCUGCUUUGACUCUCUCUCUCUCUCUCUCUCGUUUAUCCGCAACGACUUUUGGGUUUUCCUCUGCUUUCGAUCUGAGUCUCUGGUUUUUGGGUUUUCGAGUAUAAACGAUUUAGGGUUUGCUUUUCUUCUUCCUCAGGAAUUGCAUUCACUUGACUUGAUAUAGAGUUGUGGGCAAAACUAGCCGUGGCAAUCUUAUUACAUAGAGGAACAACAUGCUUUGGUACAGCCUCUCCGUCGACGUGUACCGGAAAGCCCUCUCUCUGAACUUGUACUGUCGUGUGAUUCUGUAAUUCCAUUUGAUCACCACAAUCCUUCACAUUCUUAGCCUUGUAUAAUUACCUUUGUUUUCCAUGGGAUCUAAUCUGUUUGUAGUCCUUCCCUGUUACGUCCUCAGCAUUAGCUGAAGUCUGGGUUCUUUUUUGUUAAUUCUCGACAUCAAAUCCGAUCGGUUACUAAUCUUUUUGCUCUAAUCCGGUCCGUACGUUCUUGAAUUGACAUCGAGGGGUGUCUGAUUGCUUGCCUGAAGAUUGCAGUGUUGCUUUGAUUAAAAGGGUUGGGGAAAUAGUAGUUAUGGUAAGCCAAGCAGCCAGUCAAACGACAUUUCGGGCAUUAAAACACAUGAAUGGGAUUGCUGGGGGUGCCACCAUAAUUGUCAGAGUCAUAGCAUGCUUUCAACCACUUCAGGAUUGUCAGGCUGAAUAUUUCCGUCAUUUGCUUAAACCCGUUACGUAGAUUGAUUUUCCUUCCUUUGUGUACAAGUUAAGCUGGAGUUUUUAGUUUUUCCCAUUUUUUCUGUAAGAAAAGACAAGUAAUCAGCCAUCUGUCAUACUGCAAACAUCGUUUUUCUGUUUUUCUUUUGUGUGUUCUUUAUGUUGAUUCUUAGGUGAUUGUUUUGGUUAUGGAAAAGGACUUCGGAUCCUGUACUCAUCACCAGCAUUCUUUUUGGCAAUUGCCCAGUUUGAAUUCCUCAAGUUUUCCAUUGGACUUGAGGCAGCAAAACGCUGUCCCAGCUUUCAUGAGUCCUUACACUAAUACGGUUUCUACAAAUGAGACUUUGCCAGUGUUUCCAUUUCCUGGACUCCCGCAUUCUACGGUAAGCCAACCGAAGGAACCUCUUGGUUGGUUUUAUUGCUAUUCUGGUUUCCAUCAGGCAUUCAAAGAGAGAAACUCUGCUGGUCCUUAUAAGAAUUGUGGGGAUGCCAUCACACCCAAUCCGGGGUCUGGAUGUGCACAGAGGAAAUUCCUUGUUUUUGAUCACUCUGGUGAUCAAACAACUUUGAUUUUUAGUUCUGCCCCUUCUGGGAUUGGAACUCCUGUUCAGUGCCCAACUUCUUGGAUGCCCAAAGCUCCUGGUGCAAAUGUUUUGAAUAGGGAAGAACCAGGAACUAAAAUUGAUACAGUUCAUCACUUUGGGCCAAAUUUGACUGAUGUAUAUACUGAAAAUCAUGGAGAUAAUGGGGAAAGUGAGAUGCGUGAAGACACAGAGGAACUCGAUGCCUUGCUUUACUCUGAUGAUGAUGACAAUUAUUCUGAGAAUGAUGAUGAAACAAGCACAGGUCAUUCUCCCAGUACAAUGACGGCUUAUGAUAAACAAAAAUGGUUUGAGGAAAGUGUAGAAGAAGUUGCUAGCUCUGCUGAGCAAACCAAAAGAAGGAAACUCUUUGAUGGAGGUUAUGAUGUGCCAUCACUCAUGGACACUGCAAGCUCUGUGAAAACCCAUAGAUGCUAUGAGCAUGAGGAUGAUGCGGAAUCUAGUUGUGGCAAUGAAGAAAAUCAAGGUUUGGAAGAGCUUGGUUUCUCACCAGGAAACAAAGGGUUGAGGAAGGAGAGCAUUCGCGAGACGGUGAGCAUUCUGCAGAGUAUAAUUCCUGGUGGGAAGGGCAAAGAUGCAAUUGUGGUUCUCAAUGAAGCUAUCCACUAUUUGAAAUCUUUGAAGCGCAAAGCGAUGGCUUUAGGACUUGAUACUCUUUGAGAUGGCAUCUGUCUUUAACGACUGGUAAUAGUAAUAUUUUGUGAUAGCAAUAGUGAUGUUACAUGAUUUAAAUUGUUAAUGUGGUAUCCAGAAUAAGUUGGGUAGAGAGGGGCCGUUGGACAAGAUUUUACCAACAUAAGAAGUGAAAACUAUAAGUUGUGGAUAGAAAGCUUCAAACAUUGUUGUGUCUUCAAUCAAUGAUCUAGUUGGUACCAGUAGCUUUGGUUCGUGAAAAUCUCUCUAGAGAAGAGGAGAGUGCAGAACAUUAUGCCCCAGUAGAAUGUUGGUGAAUUAUUACUUCCAUGUCUUGAGAUGUAGUCUCAAGUUCACUAUUUGGCAUAUGAGUUUGGCCGCGUGGCUGCGUGGAUGAUGGCUGGCUUAGGGCCCAGCUUUCACACUCACCCUUUUCACAAUCUUGUCAUAUAAAGUAUCCUUCGUAGGUCCUUUUUCUUGCUGAUCUAUUGCAAAAACGAACGGUUGAGUUGCUUGUAUUUCAUCUCAUCAUGUAUUUGGUAUGGGACCUCAAUUGCAGAACCACCACAUACUUCCAUCGAUUGAUCGAAGUUCCACAUGUGAGCUAGAAGCAUCUACUCAUCUGCAACUCAUUGCAUCAGGUGUGGUGGGGUUCCCCUUUGAUGAUGUUUGUAAUUUGACCCUGAAAUGCAUCUCUCUGUGUAGCUGUGUUGUUUCUAAUAAUAAUAAUAUUACGUGAUAGACAUUUUAGUGGGUGGUCUUGGUGGUUAAUGAUGAUGAUAUGUUAGUUUGAUAUAA
Molecule: messenger RNA, 2750 nt
Organism: Cornus florida
Lineage: Eukaryota; Viridiplantae; Streptophyta; Magnoliopsida; Cornales; Cornaceae
Product: transcription factor bHLH143-like
Exons: 4
Coding region: 906-1979 (357 amino acids)
Source: RefSeq, a predicted model, not a curated record